CAAACAAGAACUGAAAGGAAAUAAGUUUGUUUAUUUACAAACUUUUAAAGCCGUGUUGGUUUAGUAUUUGUAAUUUACUAUUUAAAAGGAUUGUAUUAUCAAAAUAAAAUCUAUAUAAAAUGAAUUUUCUUCCUGGAAUGUCAAAUUAUGCUACUCGCAUGACUCGUCUCAGUGCUAGGAUAUUUGGAGAGGUUGCUCGUCCAACAAAUAACAAAUCGAUGAAAGUUGUUCGUAUUUUAAGUGCAAGACCAAAAGAUUUAGACCCUUAUUAUGUUGAUCAUUAUCCCCCGCACCCCCAAUAUUCACAACUGAUAGCUAUUCUUCGUGAACAUGGACUUUUUAGAGAUGAGCAUUUGGAUUUCAAAGAAGAAAUGGUGCGACAGAAGAUUUUGAGAGGAAAAGUAAAACCUAAGCCAGGACAAGGAAAAAGGGCUAAAGCAAGAGAAGUUGCAUGAAAGACCUUUUUACAGUAAACAUUGUGAAGAUAUUUUGGCAGUGAAAAUUUUAUUUAUCAAGUAGUUCAUCAAAAAGAAAAAAAAGCACUCUUCUCAAAAGAGACAAUGUAUAUUUUGCAUCAUAUAAUUUAUUCUAUGUUGAAAUAAAAUAAAUUUCAUAAACAUA
Molecule: messenger RNA, 621 nt
Organism: Parasteatoda tepidariorum (common house spider)
Lineage: Eukaryota; Metazoa; Arthropoda; Arachnida; Araneae; Theridiidae
Gene: mRpS33
Product: mitochondrial ribosomal protein S33
Cellular component (GO): mitochondrion
Source: RefSeq, a predicted model, not a curated record